AUGAACCCAAACCAACAACCUCCUCCACAGCUCCAGAGAGAGAUUCCUCGUGCAGGCCUGGGAUAUCCGUACAGAAUUAGAUACGCUUGCCAGGAACUUGGAUGUCGCAGCUCACUUGAUCAGAAGAACUUGCUUCAGCAUGUGUUCUACCAUAGACGCAGAAUGCCUCACAUUUCAACGGAGGAGUUCAUGGUGAGAUGCUUCCCGAACGUCCAUUUUGCUGAAGGACAUUGA
Molecule: messenger RNA, 234 nt
Organism: Haemonchus placei
Lineage: Eukaryota; Metazoa; Nematoda; Chromadorea; Rhabditida; Trichostrongylidae
Source: the annotation of a GenBank genome assembly